AUGCUAGCGCCAUUCACUCUCGCUGUUGCAUUGCCUUUGCUACCAGUAGCAAAUGCCCUGGUUAGGGAAAGUGGUGUUGUAUGUUUUCUUCUGUUAUGGACUAAUCACAAAGAUAUUGACUCAAAUAAGGGUAGAUUGCCUGUUCUAGGAUGGAAUUCCUGGAAUGCAUUCGGAUGUGAUAUCAAUUCUACCAAGGUUCUGACCGCUGCCAAUGAGGUUGUUAAUCUUGGACUGAAGGAUCUGGGUUAUGAAUACAUCAACAUCGAUGACUGCUGGAGCAUCCAGAACACCCGCGAUAAUAGCACAAAUCGCAUCAUUCCAGAUCCAUCCAAGUUCCCCGAUGGUAUCUCUGGUGUUGCAGAGCAAGUCCAUGAUUUGGGACUGAAAAUCGGGAUUUACAGCAGUGCUGGUGAUGAGACUUGUGCUCAUUAUCCCGCUAGUCUGGGAUACGAGACAGUCGAUGCGCAGUCUUUUGCUGACUGGGGUAUUGACUACCUCAAAUAUGACAACUGCGGUGUCCCCAGUAAUUGGACGGAUUCAUACCAUUACUGUGUUCCUGAGGGCUCUGGAAGCCACCCUAAUGGCACCUGUCCUGAUCUUAGCGAUCCCGCCCAGAAGGAUAUGACUGGAAAACAUCGAACACAUAUGCCCGGUAUACUGCAAUGCGCUGACGUCAAUACCUGGGGUAAUGAAACCGGAAACUCAUGGCGCAUGUCUGACGAUAUCAACGCAAAUUGGGCUCGUAUUGCAGAAAUUGCCAAUGAGAACAGCUUCCUGAUGAAAUACGUCGAUUUCUGGGGUCAUCCCGACCCGGACAUGUUGGAGGUUGGUAAUGGAGCUCUUACUAUCGAGGAAAAUAGGGCACACUUUGCCCUUUGGGCCAUCAUGAAGUCCCCUUUGAUCAUUGGCACGGCGCUUGAUUCUAUCAGCGAUGACCACGUGGCCAUUCUGAAGAACAAGUAUCUUAUUGACUUCAACCAAGACCCUGUUAUUGGCAGUCCUGCCCAUCCUUAUAAGUGGGGUUACAAUCCCGACUGGACUUUCGACGCCGUCCAUCCAGCAGAGUAUUGGUCUGGUACAUCCUCCACUUUACAGGGCACUUUUGUGCUAAUGCUGAAUUCCGAGAAUGUGACUUCUACUCGCACUGCGACAUGGAGCGAGGUUCCCCAGCUCAAGAGCCAUGAUUAUCAUGUCAUUGAUGCUUGGACUGGCAAGGAUCUGGGCUGCGUGAAGACUGAGUAUAGCACCUCCUUGGAGAGUCAUGAUGUGGCUGUGCUGGUGGUCAAGAGACGAUGCUAG
Messenger RNA from Penicillium psychrosexuale, 1299 nucleotides. RefSeq names its product glycoside hydrolase family 27 protein. Gene Ontology annotation, molecular function: hydrolase activity, hydrolyzing O-glycosyl compounds. The transcript has 7 exons. The record is from RefSeq and is a predicted model, not a curated record. Gene Ontology annotation, biological process: carbohydrate metabolic process. NCBI's taxonomy places the organism in Eukaryota, Fungi, Ascomycota, Eurotiomycetes, Eurotiales, Aspergillaceae. The coding region runs from base 1 to 1299 and encodes 432 amino acids.